AUCAGCAUACCUUCAUCACCAUGGAGGGAACUUCAGUCAAGCUAUCUAUUCUGGUUGUCGUCCUUGUGGUUUUCGCGUCAUUUUUUUCUCCGUAUACAGCAGAAGCAAGGCGUAAGCACAUUAAGCACCGUCGUAAUUGCCACCCUCCUGUGAGGCCUUCCCCUGAGACGCCGUCACCAGCACCAGCAUCAGAACCUACUGAUGGUGUACCACCAUACCAAAUCCAUGGUUGUGGCUACCAAUGUAGUGACUCCAAUGACUGCGAUUGGCCCUGCACAGUCUGUUGUGCAAACCAAACCUGCUGUUACGAUGAGCCCUACAUUAUUUCAGAUCCAUUCCCAACACUUGCUCCAUCACCAAGCGUGGGAGAAUCAGUACCUGCACCAGCAUUGGCGCCUACUGAUGGUGUAGAAAUACCACCAUAUGAAAUCCAUGGUUGUGGCUACAAAUGUAGCGACUCCAACGACUGUGACUGGCCUUGCACAACCUGCUGCGCAAACCAAACAUGUUGUAACGAUGAGUCCUUUAUACCAACACUACCAUCACCUGCUCCUGCUCCUGUGAUAUUGAUUCCAUUACCAAGCGUAGAAGAACCAGCAGCAGCACCUAGUGAUGGUUUCGAUGUACCCCCAAACCAAAUCCAUGGUUGUGGCCAUACUUGCAGUGACUCCAAUGACUGUGAUUGGCCUUGCACAAUCUGCUGUGCAAACCAAACAUGUUGUAACGAUGAGUCCUUUAUACCAACAUUACCAUCACCUGCUCCCGCUCCACAGACUUUGACUCCUUUACCAAUUGUAGAAGCACCAGCGUCAGCACCUAGUGAUAGCUUUGAAGUACCACCAUACCAAAUCCAUGCUUGUGGCUAUCGUUGCAGUGACUCCAACGACUGCGAUUGGCCUUGCACAACCUGUUGUGCAAACCAAACAUGUUGUAACGAUGAGUCCUUCUAUAUGCCACCAUUUACAUCAUCUGAUCCACUGCCAUUCCCUCCUUUCUCACCAUCACAACCCCCAUCUUUACCUCCAUCUACAGGUGAUGAAGCCGAUAAUGAUUUAUUAGCACCAACAACCAGUUACUAUGAUGUAGAAGUUCCAGCAAGUCUUCCGCCACAAGAAUAUGAAUUUCUGCACCAUCAAGUAUAUGGUUGUGGCUAUGGCCCCUGCAGGGACUCCAUUGAUUGCGCUUGGCCCUGUACAACUUGUUGCGCCGAUCACACCUGUUGUCAGGAAGACUUGUUCUAAUAAAGCCUCAAACACAUAAAAUACCUAAGGAUGAUUCAACUACACAAAAUGUUAAACCUACUGUUGUGAUAUACUACUAGCAUGUAAACAAACUUCUUAUAUAGUAUCAUCCUUCAUUUUUCAGUUGCCAUGUCUGGUGAUUGGAUUUUUAUACUAUUGCUUCUGUAUCAUACAAUAUUACAAAUGUGAGCAAGAUCAAUAAAGAUUUUAUACGAUU
Chenopodium quinoa (quinoa) is the source of this 1458-nucleotide messenger RNA. RefSeq lists its product as uncharacterized. Bases 21 to 1241 code for a protein of 406 amino acids. The record is from RefSeq and is a predicted model, not a curated record. The transcript has 2 exons. Lineage: Eukaryota; Viridiplantae; Streptophyta; Magnoliopsida; Caryophyllales; Amaranthaceae.